Molecule: messenger RNA, 96 nt
Organism: Echinococcus granulosus
Lineage: Eukaryota; Metazoa; Platyhelminthes; Cestoda; Cyclophyllidea; Taeniidae
Exons: 2
Coding region: 1-96 (31 amino acids)
Source: RefSeq, a predicted model, not a curated record
AUGUCUCAUGUCAUGAAAAUACACACCCUCACACUUGUGAAGGCAGCUCGCCCAAAUCCGGACAUAGGAUUUCGCAUACACCUCUAUGUCAUUUAA